AUGGCAACAUCAGCCAUCUCUACGGUCCUCGGAAAGACGAGCGUCAAGAACUCACCUUCCGAUUUUUCAACUACCUGCCGGGAGUUGAAUGAAACAUUUGCUUCGGGCAGAACGAAGUCGAUCCAGUGGCGCAAAUGGCAGCUGAAACAGCAAUGGUGGAUGAUAGACGAGAACGAGAACGAGAUCCUGGCCGCACUAACAAGUGAUUUAGGUCGACACGAAAUGGAAUGUCGUAGCCCUGAUAUCCUUGGAUUAAAGACGGACAUACUCGAACACAUUGAGAAGAUCGAAGAGUGGGCGGUGACGAAGCCCAUACACGAUGCAGGCCUGCUUUUUGGGCGUCUGGGCAAGGCUCGCUUACUUAUGGAGCCUCUGGGAGUCGUUCUGAUCAUCGGCGAUGCUGUAGUCAUCAAGCCUUCAGAGAUGGCUAAGCUAAUUUCAUCCUACCUUGACCAGUCCACUAUCCGGGUGGUGACGGGCGGACCUCAGGAGACUAGCAAGCUCUUGGAGAACAAGUUCAAUCAUAUUUUCUUCACUGGGUCUGCAAAGAUCGCUCGCUUCAUCACAGCUGCAGCCGCCAAGCACCUCACUCCCACGACUCUUGAGCUGGGCGGCCAGUGCCCGGCUAUCGUGACGAAAAGCGCCAACAUUGAGCUUGCAGCGAAGCGCAUCGCGGCCGUCAAGUUCCUCAACGCGGGUCAAAUCUGCCUAGCAGUCAACCAUGUCUUUGUUGACCCACGUGUUCACGAUGAAUUUCUAAGCAAACUCGAGCAUUAUAUGCGCCAGUCCGCAGACACAGGCCAUAUGUGCCGCAUCAUCAAUCGCCGAAACUACGGCCGUCUGCAAGACAUGGUGAACAAAUCUGAAGGCAAGGUGAUUCAUUGCGGGCUCGGACCAAAAGGCAAGAACAGCAUGGGCCCCAUCAUCGUAGCCAACGUGUCUCUCAUAGACUCUGUCAUGAGCGAUGAAUUGUUUGGACCUAUCUGCCCAGUGCUGAAGGACGCAGUCAGCGAGGCCAUUACAGCCAUCAACAGCCUUCCUCGGCCGCUGGCACUCUACAUCUUCAGCUCGGACAAUGCUGAGACGGAACGCAUACAGUCGGGCACGAUUUCUGGAGGUGUUACUCUCAAUGACGCGACGAUGCAUGCCGGGGUGCCCAAUGCGCCCUUUGGCGGCGUGGGGGACUCGGGUAUGGGCUAUUACCACGGCAAGUAUGGUUUCCUUGGGUUCACGCAUCAACGCACCGUUGUCGAGCCGCCUACAUGGCUAGACUACGUGAUGGGCUUUCGAUACCCACCUUAUGACAUGGGGAACUUGAGUAAGCUUGCCGUGCCGAAUAGAUUGGGUUUCCGCAAGGGGGAGACGAUGGAGGAUCAGAUCCUGGGCUCCUCGAGGAGCGUGCGAGUUCCGUGGCGGUCCUUGAUGUUGGUCGGGGUGUUGGGGUCUUUUGUGUACUGGAUUGACAGUCAUUGA
Molecule: messenger RNA, 1473 nt
Organism: Pyrenophora tritici-repentis Pt-1C-BFP
Lineage: Eukaryota; Fungi; Ascomycota; Dothideomycetes; Pleosporales; Pleosporaceae
Source: RefSeq, a predicted model, not a curated record